Messenger RNA from Cajanus cajan (pigeon pea), 1306 nucleotides. Lineage: Eukaryota; Viridiplantae; Streptophyta; Magnoliopsida; Fabales; Fabaceae. The record is from RefSeq and is a predicted model, not a curated record.
CUAAUUUCAGAAGGAAAAGUUAGUAGAGGUGUGAACAAAGAAGGAAUCAACUAUUACAAUAACCUCAUCAAUGAACUAUUAGCCAAAGGUCUAAAACCAUUUGUGACCAUUUUUCAUUGGGACCUUCCACAAGCCUUAGAAGACGAAUAUGGUGGUUUUUUAAGUCCAAACAUAGUGAAUGAUUUUCAAGAUUAUGCAGAACUUUGUUUUAAGGAAUUUGGAGAUAGGGUAAAGCAUUGGAUUACAUUAAAUGAACCAUGGACCUAUAGCAAAUAUGGCUAUGCUGAUGGCAUAUCAGCACCUGGAAGAUGCUCAACUUGGCAAAACAAAGACUGUGCUGGUGGUGAUUCAGCCAUUGAGCCCUAUAUAGUAACUCACAAUCAAUUACUUGCUCAUGCAGCUGCUGUCAAUGUCUAUAAGACAAAGUAUCAGGCAUCUCAAAAGGGUAUAAUAGGGAUAUCACUAUCAUGUAACUGGAUAGUGCCACUCUAUGAUACAGAGUUGGAUCAUCAUGCUGCACAAAGAGCCAUUGAUUUUAUGUUUGGAUGGUUUAUGGAGCCAUUGACAAUAGGAGAUUACCCUAAUUCUAUGCGAUCUUUGGUAGGGAGCCGAUUACCAAAAUUUUCAACUUAUGAGGUUGAACUUGUAAGAGGUUCAUAUGAUUUUAUUGGAUUAAACUAUUAUACUUCUUAUUAUGCUACUGAUGCACCUGAAUUAAGUGAAGACAUGCCUAGCUUCCUCACAGAUUCUCGUGUUGUUCUUACAAGUGAACGUAAUGGAAUACCUAUCGGUCCAAAGACUACUUCAUUAUGGGUGUUUGUUUGUCCGAAAGGAAUUCACCAAUUGUUGCUCUACGUUAAAACAAAGUAUAACAACCCUUUGAUCUACAUCACGGAAAAUGGUUUAGAUGAAGUCAAUGAUCCAAAACAAUCUCUUGAGGAAGCUCUUCAUGAUGUUUCGAGAGUUGAUUACUUUUAUGAUCAUCUCUAUUAUCUUGGAAAUGCAAUCAAGGAUGGUGUAAAUGUGAAAGGAUAUUUUGCAUGGUCAUUACUUGACAGUUUCGAAUGGAAUUUAGGCUACAUUUCAAGGUUUGGAACAAUCUUCGUAGAUUACAAUAGCCUAAAAAGGCAUCCAAAGUUAUCAGCUAUUUGGUUUAGAAAUUUCUUACAACGCCAAAUAGUUAUAUACGAUGAUUUGUGAAAUGAGCUUGUGAAGGUCCAAAUAUGCUUUAAAGUUAAAAAACAAAGACUAAAACUAUGUAUGAGACUCAACAUCUUUAUUAUAGAUUAUUGUUUUAUUUUAUUUA